Messenger RNA from Cotesia congregata, 786 nucleotides. The record is from the annotation of a GenBank genome assembly. NCBI's taxonomy places the organism in Eukaryota, Metazoa, Arthropoda, Insecta, Hymenoptera, Braconidae.
AUGUACGAAUCAGCAUCUGCAAAACGAUUUAAGAGUAAUAAUAGCAAUAAUAAUAAUAAUAACAAUAAUCAAUUGCCAUUAGAUUUUAGUUUAAAAUCCUUGUCAAAGUCAGAACCCGAAGUUUCUGAAGUUUCUGAGCGUCUAAACUACGACAGCCAGCAAGAAGAUGACCUAGUAGACGACAACAACGUCUUCGCGUCGGCGAACAUCGCCAACAAACUACUGGCUCUGGAGUAUGAGCUGACCAAGAGGAUAGAGCUGAUAUCCUUCGACCCGCCUGUCGAGUACGUUUACAGUCCGAUAGACUACGCAAUUUCAGUCCACGCGAAUUUCCUCCAGAAAUACUGUCACACGACCAAGAAAAUUCUGUUUCUGGCGAUGAACCCCGGCCCGUGGGGAAUGUCGCAGACUGGUAUUCCUUUUGGAGAAAUAAACGCGGUAGUGAACUGGCUCAAGCUGUCGGGGCUGAUAGAGAAACCGUUGAAGGAGCAGCCGAACAGGAAAGGCUCUAAAUUGAAGGAGUUGAGAGAUAUUUGUGAUUUGACGCUACUGGCAGUUUUGAAACUUCUGGAAGUUGAAAAAAUUGUAGGGAUUGGAAGAUUUGCCGAACAAAGAGCUAAGAAUAUUGUUAAAACUGCUGGUUUACCGAUUAGAAUUUUUUGGAUGCCUCAUCCAAGUCCUAGAUCCACUGCCAACGAAAAUUGGAGCGAUAAAGCACUUAAAACUUUAAACGAGUUAGAUUUACUUAAAUAUUUUGUAAAGUCUGACGACGAGAACGUGAACUGA